Messenger RNA from Xyrauchen texanus (razorback sucker), 2198 nucleotides. Its product is annotated as P2Y purinoceptor 14-like. The transcript is spliced from 3 exons. NCBI's taxonomy places the organism in Eukaryota, Metazoa, Chordata, Actinopteri, Cypriniformes, Catostomidae. Gene Ontology annotation, biological process: G protein-coupled receptor signaling pathway. Gene Ontology annotation, cellular component: membrane. The coding region runs from base 117 to 1109 and encodes 330 amino acids. Gene Ontology annotation, molecular function: G protein-coupled purinergic nucleotide receptor activity. The record is from RefSeq and is a predicted model, not a curated record.
UACAGGGUGAUAUGUCAUGCUGACAGGCGGCACUUCCUGUUUUAAAAGAAGAGAUACACAGGCAUAUGUGAGAUAUUGACAGUGUCAACAACAACGGUUGACCAGCCAGCUCAUCCAUGGAAGUGAACAUCACUAAUUCAACUGAAGAACCUUGUGGCUUGUCUGAAAUGCCUGCACGUCCAUUCUUCUUAUGUGCAUACACACUAAUCUUUCUGGCAAGCCUGGUGCUCAAUAGCAUUACAAUACAUGUGUAUUUUUGUAAAUCUACCAUUGAGUCCAGCAUCACAGUCUAUCUCAAGAACCUGGCUAUCGCCGACUUGUUUGUCUGCCUGUGCUUAGUAUUACGCAUAGUUAAAUAUGCCUACAUUUCAGUGGAAAUUCAACGCAUCUACUGUAACUUUGGUGCCCCAGCCUCCUAUCUGAACAUGUACUGCAGUAUUUUGUUCAUGGGCUACAUUGCUGUAAACAGAUAUUUGAGGAUUGUAAAGCCACUGGAAACGUACACCUUGCAAACAGUCCGCACGACCCGCUACAUCUGCAUUGUGACCUGGGCUGUCCUGCUGUGUGGUGUUUGUGUCUACAUUUUUGUUUUUGUCAGCUCCCACAGUGCUGCUAAAAACCAUCCUACCCAUAUUGGUUUUGAUUGUGACAUUUUUCAUAGCGACUUGCUCAAACAGAUCUAUCUGGUCAUGCAUAUUGUUUCUUUUUUUAUGUUUCUGUUUGUGCUGGGAUCUCUGGUUCUGCUUUAUUGGUGGACUAUACAGAGGCUUCAACAAGCACAGCGCAGGAUGCCAGCACUGUCUGGCAGCACCAAGCUUAGCAAGUCUAAGCGUAACAUGCUAGUGCUAGUGACCAUUUUCUGUGUGUGCUUUGUGCCCUAUCACUUGGUGAGACUGAUUUACACCUUCAAACCCUUGCAUGAAGACUGUACAUCUGCACAAACAUUUUACAUCCUAAAAGAGAUGACUGUUCUGCUUGCAGUACUAAAUGCCUCCUUGGAUCCAAUUAUUUACUUUGUAUUUUGCAAGACCUUCAGGGCCCAGCUUAACCUUAAUAAGAGAUGUCGCCAACCAGAACAAAAGAUGACGACACCUAGUAAAUCGAGAUAAAGCUGAAGUGUGUAAUUACACACGAGAAUUACAGAACACUCCCCCCAUCUUCCAGCGGUCAAAGCAAUGAUGGAAAUUCGGAUGUCGCACUAGUCACACUUAAAUUGCAAAAAAAAAAAAGAAAAGACUUGAAACUUGACAAAGACCCUAUUUGAAUUGCAUUCUUUUCAGGAUAUAUAUCUUAGUUAACAUAUGCUUUUCAGGAUGUGCUGCAUUACAAAGUUUUAAUUGCAUUAGAAAAGUACUAGCCAAGACAGAGAUUACAGUACAACAAGAUUUUUAUUGUAUUGUUUUUGGUAUUUUUGUGUCUUGAGUCGUUUUUUGAAGAAAUCAGAUGGAGUUCGGAAGGUCGUUCCACUAUCAAGGUAUAGUGAGAUCUAAGCAUCUACCUAAACAUGCAAUAUUUGACCACUGUUUAAUGAUUGGAACGACAAUAAUUUCCAAGGGUGUAAACUAUUCACCAUUUGGCGAAAUUCGCCAGUUUGAAUUGAAAGCAUGUCAUGUACAGUGAUUUUUAUGUCAUUCAUAACUGUGAAUGUGAAAACAUUAAUGGAGCAGUUUUCAGCAAAUCAAGCUUAAGACAAACAGCGAAUGUGUGUAUAUUGUAAAGGAACUGAAUGAAUGUUUUUAGAAAAUUCUCUUGACAUUGUCUAUGAAAAUUAUCUAUAAAAAAAAAAACAUAAAUUAGAGUAUUAUUAUCACCCUCAGAUCAGAACUAGAACAUGGUAAGACCUGUGACUCGUGACUUCUAUAGUGCUUUUACGUUUUGGCAAGGACAGUGUCACCCCCAGUGUAACAAUUUAAAAUCAAUUUAAGAUUUUUUAAAUAAUUUAUUGUAAAGGGGUUCAAUGGGAAGGAGGAGGCGAGAACCGGCUUGAUACUGUAAAUAAUAUUUUAAUGAAUAACUUAAAAGACACAAACACACAUGACGGACAUGUCCAUAAACUAUCUCUCUCUCCCGAACAAUCCUCCGUAGUUGGCCUUUAUCCCUCUCGGAGGCAUGAUGAGCCUGAUAAGGGACCGGGUGUGUAUAAUCACGACCCGGCCCCGCCCUCCGCCCUGCCACAUUUAUGUAUAUAUUUAAUGAAU